This is a messenger RNA of Lonchura striata (white-rumped munia), 258 nucleotides long. NCBI's taxonomy places the organism in Eukaryota, Metazoa, Chordata, Aves, Passeriformes, Estrildidae. The record is from RefSeq and is a predicted model, not a curated record.
AGCUGCUCCCCGAGACGCCCCCGCAGGAGCAGCGCGACGUCCUCUUCUACCUGGCCCUGGGCUACUACCGGCUCAAGGAGUACGAGCGCUCGCUGGAGCUCCUGGAGCGCCUCCUGGCGGCCGAGCCGCAGAACGCGCAGGUGCAGCGGCUGCGGGGCCGCGUCAGGAACCAACUGAGGAGAGACGGGCUGGUGGGCGCGGCCAUCGUGGGGGGCGUGGUCGUGGGCGUGGCCGGGCUGCUGGGCGUGGCCAUCGCGC